AUUUCUCACGGGUAGUUGUAUCUCAUGUGAUUACACAUGUGUUUCCAGUCACCAACUGGCGGCUCGAUUCGCACCGCUUGGCUGGCACAACAGCAGAUGGUCGGACAUGGCGGGUCUCAGUGCUAUGGAAAAGAAAUUAGCGGAGUAUAAGUGUGAUACAAAUGAAGCCAUCAAACUAAAAUUAGUGCGCUUUCCAGAAGACAUUGAAGAUGACAGUGUGACCUUCAAUCCAGAAUACAGCCACCAGUUAUUCGGGGAUGAUGAGGUGGCAUUUGGAUAUAAAGGUCUAAAGAUUCUGCUGUACUACAGUGCUGGAAGCCUGUCCACAAUGUUUCGUGUCCAGUACAGUUCUAAAGUGAAUGACAAGUUUGACUCUGUUCAGGCAGAUGAUGUGGAAAGCAAGGUUCGAGAGAUAAUACCUGCAGGUUUUUGUACCGGUACUGAUGAUUUCAUAUCUUUGCUGGAAAAAGAAGUGAAUUUUAAAGCCUUUGGAACAAUAUUACACACAUAUACCGUACACAAUGAAGACGCUGGUGAAGAUAUUACGUAUCAGAUAUGUAAGACUGAUAUGACCUGUCCAGGCUUCCGGGACUACCAUGAAAGACUCCAGACCUUUUUGAUGUGGUUUAUUGAAACCGCUAGCUUUAUUGAUGUGGACGAUGAACGAUGGGACUACUUUUUGGUAUUUGAGAAGUAUAAUAAGGACGGAGUUACGCUUUUCGCGACCGUGGGCUACAUGACAGUCUAUAAUUACUACGUAUACCCAGACAAAACCCGGCCACGUGUAAGCCAAAUGCUGAUUUUACCUCCGUUUCAAGGUGAAGGGCAUGGGGCCCAGCUUCUGGAAACCGUUCACAGAUACUACCUUUCCUCUCCAAACAUCUUGGAUAUUACUGCUGAAGACCCUUCAGAGAACUUUGUCCGGCUCAGAGACUACGUCCUUGUUAAACUCUGCCAGAAUCUGCCUUGUUUUUCCCCGGAACAUCUUCAAAGUGGGUUUAGCCAAGAAAUGGUGACUGAGGCUCAACAGAAACUCAAGAUAAAUAAGCAACAUGCAAGACGUGUUUAUGAGAUCCUCCGGUUACGUGCUACAGAUAUGAGUAAUCCUGAAAAGUCCAGGGCAUACAGACUCGAAAUCAAAAAGAGACUUGUUGGGCCGUACAAGAAAAAUCAAAGGGAGAUGGCCAAGAUGAGAAGAUGUCUAAAACCAGAGGAACUGACCAACCAGAUGAACCAAAUAGACCUAAAUACUCAGCAUGAACAACUAGAAGAAAGCUAUCAGCAACUUCUUUCAGAAUACAGACGGAUAGUGGAACGGCUCGCUCAGUCAUAACGCAUUCCAUCGCUCUGUACGAAAGUGUUCAGUAUCUUUAAUAUUGCACUUCUACACAGUUUAGCCUUCAAUUUACUACCAAAUUUAAACGCAUUCUCUUAAUUCUGUUACAAUUCUGUGGAAACUCUGAGACGCUGGUCGGAGAUGUCCUUAGAGCACGCAGACUGGAAACCCAGCGCAAGGUGAUGCCUCGAUUUGGCUUAGAAUUAGUGAGUACUCGGGAGGGGAAAGUAGUUUUCCUUUCAAACCACUAAGUGGUAUUGUUGUUAAGAUCUCUGAUUAAUCGUGUUUAGGCUAUUUAAGUCAUUUUAUAUUCCAGAUGGAUUGGACCAUUACAGAAAUGCUUGGAAGGGGAAUUAUAUCUAACAUAAUAUGUGGAUCAGGGUAGUGUUUUAAAAUGUAAACCAGGCCACCAAGGUAUGCCAAUCGCCAUCUAUUCCGUUGGCACUUUCUUUUGUACCGUUUCUUGGGUUUUCUUAUAUGGCCUCCUAAAGGGACACUCCACCCCAUUGUAUGUUUCAGUGCACAUUGAAUUUUAUUGAAUUCCAGUUGGUGCGGGUGCUUUUAUUGCAGUGAAAGAUACCUCUGUCCCAUAUUUCUCCUUCCUGUUUGCUUCUACGUAAGCAGGAAGCGUAUGUACAUGCGCGCGGCAUACUUAAGUAUGCUUUCUGGUUUUCGGUAAAAGCGGGCAGGUGAAGAGGAAGGUGAACACAUGCGCAGAUCUGCAUGCAGUAAAAUACAGUCCAUCGUAAACGACAGAGAUGUGCAUUAGAAAUGAGGGACUUGGGUGUCCCUUUAGCAGUCCUGAUCCAUAAUGCAUAUAUUUAUUUAGCUGGUUUGUAUUCGCGUUGAAUCACACUUCUGUUUUCCAUACAUAGACGAAGCAGUUUGUAUGCAUCCAGUAGCACUUAACUAACGUGGAAUAAACAGUAGUAAAUUGUG
Messenger RNA from Spea bombifrons (plains spadefoot toad), 2275 nucleotides. It is a transcript of the gene HAT1, whose product is annotated as histone acetyltransferase 1. Gene Ontology annotation, cellular component: nucleus. Gene Ontology annotation, biological process: subtelomeric heterochromatin formation. NCBI's taxonomy places the organism in Eukaryota, Metazoa, Chordata, Amphibia, Anura, Pelobatidae. Gene Ontology annotation, molecular function: histone H4 acetyltransferase activity; histone binding. The record is from RefSeq and is a predicted model, not a curated record. Bases 107 to 1333 code for a protein of 408 amino acids. The transcript has 11 exons.